GUGACAGUUGUCAAAUAAGUGAGGUUAGGUAUUUAUACGUGUAAUAGUUUUAAGAAUUUUUUAUUAAUAAUGUUAAAUAUAUGUAUUAAAAUAUUGUCGCUUCUAUUUAUAAUUUAUGGGGUUAGUGGCGAUGAAGUGUUGGGAUGCGGCGGUUUUCUAAAAAGCCACGUACAAAUCGAUUUUUCCAAAGUGGUUGUGAAGUUGCUUACGAAGCAAGGUAUUUUGAAGGACAAGACUAAUUGUGCGCCGAAUAAUGGUUAUUAUUUUGUGCCUUUAUAUGAAAAAGGAGAAUACACUCUGGAGUUGGAACCUCCACGAGGUUGGAGCUUUACGCCGCCAAAAAUCGAUUUAAAAGUCGAUGGGAAAAAUGAUUUGUGUUCGCAAGGAAGGGAUAUCAACUUUGAAUUUAAAGGUUUUGGUAUUGCUGGAAAGGUUGAAAGUUUGGGGAUGAAUUUGGAUAAUAUGGGACCUAGUGGGGUACAAGUUGAGUUGAUAUCAAGUACAGAAAAAAGGGUUACAAAUUCUGAUAAAAGUGGACACUUUUCUUUUACUCCUGUAUAUCCAGGAACAUAUACUGUGUCUAUAUCACAUAACAAGUGGAAAAUACUGAAAAAAUCCAUAAAAGUAAAAGUUACUGAAGGAAACACUGAGUUGGCUAGUGGAUCACUUGUAGUGCAAGGAUAUGAUGUUAAAGGGAAAGUUUUUAGUAAUGGAGAUCCCAUGAAAAACACUGUAAUUGUUUUGCUGGAAAAAGCAGGGACAUCCAGCCAAUAUGCUGAGGGUUGUUUAAAGGAUAAACUGCAAGGUUUAGAAAGCAAAGAAAAACAAAUUUGCCACGUUAAGACAAAUGGUAAUGGGGAAUUUGUAUUUCCUGUACUGCCAAAUGGUAAAUACUCUGUUGUGCCAUAUGUGGGGGAAAAAAAUAUAUUCUUUCAACCAAAAUCAAUCGAAUUUAACAUUAAUCAUGAGAGUUUGGAAUUAAAAGAGAACUUUGAAGUCAGUGGUUUUUCAAUAAAUGGUUUUGUGUAUAAAUCUGAAAAUCAGAAACCUAUAGUAAAUGCAAGGGUACUUCUAAACAAUAGGGAAGUUGCGAGAACUGACAAAAAUGGUUACUACAAACUCGAAAAUAUACAAGCAAAUACAUACAAACUCAGAGCCGAAUCGGACGGUUUCAUAUUUGCUGAAAAAACUCUAAACAUAAACCCUAAUUUGGACAAAUUACCAAACAUAAUUCCAUCAUCAUACAGGGUGUGUGGAAAAGUAUUGUCAGACGAAAUUCAAACAAUUAAAUUCAGUAAAAUUGGAAGUUCUGUCAUACAAACCAGCACUGAUCAGACUGGAAAAUUCUGUGAAUUUUUGCCAUCUGGAAAAUACGAAGUUGAAGUCAAUGUAAAUAAUGCCGACCAACAAAAAGGAUUACAGUUCUUCCCCAUCAAGCAAACAAUUGUUGUAUCUUCUGAAGACAUCCCUGAGGUGGUUUUCUCUCAACUAAAGGCCACAGUAAGCGGCACAGUAAGAUGCAUAAGACCUAAAGAUUGUGAAGACUUGACUGUGACAUUAAAAUCUCAAACUGACGAAUCCGAUAAGAUCGACUUAAAAGUUUCCGGUAAUUCGUACGUGGCCAAUCACAUUUUUCCCGGGCAUUACGACGUGGUUCUGCACUCGAAAAAAUUGUGCUGGGUGACUAGCAAGCAAAGUAUUUUCGUAAAUAGCGCCCAAGUUGAAAUACCAGCUUUUGUACAGACGGGUUAUUUGGUUAAUUUUGUGGUUUCCCAUGGGACUAAAAUUAACUAUAAAAACACCAAGGAUAAUAGGAUGUUGUCCUUGAAUUUGAAUGUCGGUAACAACGAAUUCUGCGUCGAAAAUCCUGGGGAGUACCACUUUGUUCCUGAUAGCUGUCACAUAUUUGAUAAAACUUCAUAUGUUUUCAAUACUGAUAAAGAUAUGAUUGAAAUAGUAAUCACGGCGAAAAAACAUAAGGUUUCCCUGGAUAUAGACUCGGUUGAAAACCAUGGAAACAUACUAGCGACUGUUAAAAUUGGAGAACAAACAACAACACAGACUUUAGCAUAUAGUAAGGGUAAAUACGAAAUUACUUUACUAUUGGGACCUUCAGAUGAGGCCAUGAUUGUACCAAAAUCAGAUAUUCUCUACUUUAACCCCCCUGUACUAUCAGUACCUGGACACGACGACUGCAAAAAUUUAGGCAAAAAGUUCAGUGCUAUUAAGGGAAGAGUAUUUAAAGGAAAAGUGCAACCAGCUUUAUCCGGGGUUAUAAUAACGGUAGAGAGCGAUGUAACUGAAACUUUAACAGUUGAAACAGCCGAAGAUGGCAGUUAUAAAUUCCCGGCUCUGGACGAUUCUAAUGAAUACACGAUAUCUGCCAAAAAGGAGAGCUACAUUUUAUUAGGACCCGAUAAUAAUGGCAACUUCAAAGCCCACAAACUGGCUGAGAUUAUUGUUGAUGUUUUGGAUGAAGCUGAUAAUAUUCCGCUACAGGGGGCGCUUCUAUCGCUAUCUGGAGGAGAGAGUUACAGGAGUAACCUACAGACCAAUGACAAUGGAAGAAUUACCUUCCAUUCUUUAAGUCCCAGCGACUACUUUUUGAGGCCCAUGAUGAAAGAGUACAAAUUUGAUCCUUUGUCGAAAAUGAUUAAGGUUAAAGAGGGAGAAUCUGUCAGUGUUAAAUUAAUUGGAAAACGUGUAGCAUACAGCACAUUUGGACAAAUUAUGUCCCUUAAUGGAGAACCUGAGGAAAAUAUGGUUGUUAUAGCAGCUGGCACUGGUAACUGCUCCCACUUUUCCGAAGAAACCAUAUCAGAAUCUACAGGGUCAUUCAGAAUAAGAGGUUUGCAGCCUUAUUGUUCAUACGACAUACAAAUUAAGCAGAACGCGGUUGGAAAAAAUUUGGUUGAUAGAUCUGUACCUAACUUCAUACAUAUUGAGAACGUCAAAGAAGAUGUAAAGGAUUUGAAAAUCAUCGUUUUCAGACCAGUUUCUUAUACUGAUGUAAUGAUAAAAGUACUCGCCCAAAAUAUUGAGCAUUACAAAUCCUUAAGGCUUAAGGUCGCCAGAGAAUCGUCCACUGUGAUUCUUAACACCAAAAUCGAUACAUCAACAGUAAAAAUAACCAAAGAUAAUAACCCUGGAGUCCUUAUACACCUCCCUUCUCUGCCCUCUGAUGAUAAGCCUUAUACAGCUCAUCUCGAAUCCACACUACCAGGUGAUGUAAAAACUAUUUCCCCCAUUGGAUACUUCAACACAAACUCAUCCUUCCAAUAUUUGGAGCUUACCUUCGCCGUGAAAACCGGUGGUAAUGACCAGCAUAUAAAACAAACCUCCGUAUGGACUCUGUUGAUUUUCAUUGGCAUUAUAACUGUGUUAUAUAAUAUAGAAUUAGUUGCCCCCAUUGUUAAGGACAAAUUCAAUUUUAAUUUGGAACAUUUAAGCAACUACAUGCCGACUAUUAACAAAAAAACUGUGGAUAACUAUGAUAACGCUGAAAUCGAUCAAAUCGUCCAAAGUAUUAACAACUUGAAAAAGAAAAAGCCCGUUAGGAAAAUUUAAUUUAGUAGAACUUUUUGUUGUUUUAGUGUGUUUAAUAAAAUGUUUUUGUUAA
This is a messenger RNA of Brassicogethes aeneus, 3619 nucleotides long. NCBI's taxonomy places the organism in Eukaryota, Metazoa, Arthropoda, Insecta, Coleoptera, Nitidulidae. The record is from the annotation of a GenBank genome assembly.